UGUCAAUUCAAAAGUCAAUGUUAUUUGUCAAAGUGCAAAUUGCAAACUAUUCUAUUCUCAUAUUUUGAUUUUUACUCCGUUUUCAAAUUGAUAAAAUUACAAAAAUUAUAAUUUGUCGUGAUUUGAGAUAUUCCACUAUGUUACGCGGUCGAUCACUUGUGAACAGUAUUCGAAAAUUACAAGCUGUUACACUUUCUAGUGAUUCUACACAAAAUGUAGACACAACUUAUAUGGAAAUACCCGUCUAUGAUGUAGACAAACCACAAACAUUAGAAAAGAGGAAGGCAAGACUUCAAUACCAGUCACGUAAGAGAGGAAUGUUGGAGAAUGAUCUUCUUCUGAGUACUUUUGCUAAAAAACAUUUAGAUGGCUUUACAGAGAAUCAAACCAUGAUGUAUGAUCGUCUCAUCAACUCUCCCAGUAAUGAUUGGGACAUAUUUUACUGGAUCAUUGAAAAAAAGCCAACACCAAAAGAGUUUGAUAAUGAAGUCAUGGAUCUCCUAAAGAAACAUGCAAAGAACGAAAACAGACAUGCACUUUCACAACCACCUCUAUAUUAAAGAUACUUAAUUUGAAAAUAUUUGAUAUAAUACAUGUUGAAUUAGAUUGUUUAGAAAAGGAUUAGUUACAUUUUUAAUGAAAUUUAUUUUAAAACUUAUGAUGUUAAAUAUGUAUUUAUAAAGUAUUAAAAUUAAAUAGAAAUUAGAAUAGUAA
Molecule: messenger RNA, 714 nt
Organism: Nymphalis io (European peacock)
Lineage: Eukaryota; Metazoa; Arthropoda; Insecta; Lepidoptera; Nymphalidae
Product: succinate dehydrogenase assembly factor 2-A, mitochondrial-like
Exons: 3
Coding region: 138-560 (140 amino acids)
Biological process (GO): mitochondrial electron transport, succinate to ubiquinone; mitochondrial respiratory chain complex II assembly; protein-FAD linkage
Cellular component (GO): mitochondrion
Source: RefSeq, a predicted model, not a curated record